Messenger RNA from Sitodiplosis mosellana (orange wheat blossom midge), 1305 nucleotides. RefSeq names its product endothelial lipase-like. The record is from RefSeq and is a predicted model, not a curated record. NCBI's taxonomy places the organism in Eukaryota, Metazoa, Arthropoda, Insecta, Diptera, Cecidomyiidae. Gene Ontology annotation, molecular function: lipase activity. Gene Ontology annotation, biological process: lipid metabolic process. The coding region runs from base 41 to 1132 and encodes 363 amino acids. The transcript has 7 exons.
UACUACAGAUAUUCCCACAAAAUUGAAUAGUAGAAGAAAAAUGAGUUUGGAACAAGAGCAAGGGCAAAAACAAGAACCAAAUUUAAAUGUGUUGAUCGAAACGUCAAAACCUCGAAUAUUUUUAACCAUUUCAUUUUUCAUUACAACUUUUGGAUUUCUAUAUGUUUUACUUAUUUUCAAAGUGAUUGCACUUAUGAGCCAUGGAACAUCAUCACCUUUAUUUCCAUUCGACAUGUUUUCCAAAUGCUACAUCGCUGACGAUAAAUGUCCAAACGAGAAUGUCACAUUUUGGUUGUACACUAGAUCGACACAAGAUAGCCCACAGCAAUUGAACAUGGCAAACGAAGAUACAAUAACGUCGGCAAAAUAUACAGAGGGUCGACCCUGGCUUGUGUUACUACACGGUUACACUGGUGACAAAGAUUAUUCGCCAAACAGUCACCUUCGGCCGGCACUUUUCCAAAAUGGAGAGUAUAAUGUAAUUAGUCUCGACUAUCAUCCACUCGCACCGGAACCUUGCUACGUUCAAGCCGUUCAUAAUUUGCCAACCGUUGCAAAGUGCACCGCACAAUUGCUCGAUUUUAUGAUGGGAAAAGGAAUGUUUACACUUGACGAUUUGCAUAUUAUUGGGUUCAGUUUAGGCGCUCAGACUGCCGGGAUGAUAAGCAACUUCGUGAAAACCGGAAAAAUACGACGAAUUACCGCACUUGAUCCCGCCAAGCCAAUGUUCAUUUUCGCCGAUGCUGAACACAGAGUGGGUCCUGACGAUGCAGAUUUCGUCCAAGUGGUUCACACUGACGCAUUCGCUCGUGGAGUUUUAUCAGCCAGUGGACAUGUAGACUUUUACAUGAAUGGUGGUAUUGAACAACCUGGCUGCAGCACUGCUGCACAACAGAAUCAAAGCACAGGCAGUUGCAACCACGACAGAGCACCGAUUUAUUUCGCUGAGUCCAUUAAUUCGGAGGCUGGUUUUUGGGGAUUCAAAUGCAGUCAAUGGACAGACUGGGCAAUGGGGUUGUGCAGAAAUAGUAGAGAACAGGCAAUCAUGGGAUGGAAAGCGACAAACGAGUCACAAGGCAUUUUCAUGGUCUAUACGAAUAGGGAGCCACCGUACGCUAGAGGAAAACAGUAGCCCGCAUGUACAUUGUACAAGUUCAUAAAAUUCCCAUAUAGUAAAAUAGAAUAUAAGAAAUAAAAGUACAAACCCAUGAACCACAUGAUUUAUAAAAAUUGUAGUGUAAAAUGAAGAAAAAGAGAAGAAGAAAAAAAAAACAAUUACUGUAAGCAUGCAAAGAGAAUAACGCA